AUGGUCGCGUUUGAGGAUGAGUCGACCGUCGCAGCAUUUAUCCAAGAGCAAGUAUCCCAUCCGAUGGCAUGUAAACACGUUGGCGAUCGAGCGAUUUACCAAUGCCACAACGAUUUUGGGCCUGUGAUGAAGGGCCUAGGCAAUAUGAUACCCCAGAUGACUGAUUUUGGCCUUGCACAACGCGGCGAUAAACUCGAGCCGUUAAUUCACCCAAUACAACCCGACGAGUUCCGCGCACCAGAAGUUCUCCUUGGCACUGGCUGGUUCUACAGCGCUGAUAUAUGGAACUUUGACGCUAUGCCAGGGACGGGCCCCUAUUCGCCAGCCCAGCACGUUGCAGAUAUGAUUGCUCUCAUAGGCCCUCCCAACCCUGUGCUGAAGCGGCGCGAAAGAGAUAUGCACCAUUGGCGAUGGUCACCUGCAGCAUUAAAUCCACGGGGACAACUCUCUGGCACCGCUGCUGAGUUUUACGGCGGCCCAUUCUUUGCUAGCGAUGGUACAUUUGUGCGGGUUGAUUUGAUACCAGCCAGGCGCAGUUUGGUGAACGAAGUGCCUCAAUGCAUUCUCGAAGAGAAUCAUGUUGACCUCUUUCUCGAGUUUAUGAAGAAAAUGCUUUGCUGGUUACCCGAAGAGCGUGCAACGGCCGGCGAGCUACUACUUGAUCCUUGGUUGAAUCUCAGCACAACAUGA
This is a messenger RNA of Metarhizium acridum CQMa 102, 690 nucleotides long. The record is from RefSeq and is a predicted model, not a curated record. NCBI's taxonomy places the organism in Eukaryota, Fungi, Ascomycota, Sordariomycetes, Hypocreales, Clavicipitaceae.